Messenger RNA from Caenorhabditis sp. 36 PRJEB53466, 558 nucleotides. NCBI's taxonomy places the organism in Eukaryota, Metazoa, Nematoda, Chromadorea, Rhabditida, Rhabditidae. The record is from the annotation of a GenBank genome assembly.
AUGUCCGAGCAGCAACGACGGCUGCCUGGCAACCCGUUCUUCCCGUCGAGAAGCGGAUCACUUGAGAGUGCACCCGUGAGUUUCUAUUUUUGAAAAACAAAAGGGAAACAGUGUUAAAUGCAGGAUUCGCCUCAUUUGAUCGAUGCGCUCACUUCGCAGAUUGACGAAUUUACCAUUCAAAGCAUCAUCGAUACGCAGAGACAGAGGUAUGAUAUUUCUCUUUUUAUCUUGAAGUUAUAGAAACUAAAAAAGCAAGCUUUCAGUUUGAAAAGGUUCGAAAAAACGAACGAAAUGGUGAUGAAUUGUGCACAAUUAGGAGACCGGCGGAUCGAAAAGGCCAAGAAGGAUUCGAUCGGACACAAAGAGACAAUUCUCCAGAUGAAAUCCGAUCUUGAAUUCAUUUUUAAAAAGAUUCGCACGUUCAAGACAGUUCUCGCCUCCAAGUACCCAGAGAUUUAUGCAGAAGGUAGGGUCAUAAAUAUAUUGAAGAGAGCCUCCAACUUUUUGCUUACAGUUUCUACGGAAUUCGCGCCGAAAAAGGACGACGAAGAUGAGUGA